AUGGGAUCAACCUCUAGCUGCUUUAAACAUUAACAAGUCAAUUAAAACGAAUUUUAGAUUCCUACGAUUGUAAAGUAAUAACUCAUUCAAUAUUGUCCAACCAAAUAAAAUUUUCUGAUUUAGCCAUUAUAUGGUUUAGGUGAAAAGUCAGAAUCCCUAGAAGAGCUGGAAGCAAUUCUUUAAUAAUCUUAUGCCAACUAUAGUUUCGAUUAAACUGCAACAUUCCAUAGCAAUAGUAAUUUUAGAGGUUCUUAAAAAGGAAAACAACCCCAUUCAAUAGCUUUACUUCCUAAUUAAUAAGAACCUCAAUGUAAAUAAAGUGGUAACAAUAUAAACAAUUAAAAUCAAAUCCAAUGUCUACACUCAACAGCAGAAGACCACCACCCAUAAGAUAAGAAUGAAGGGAAAAUAAACUCUUCAGCUUAAAAAAGAAAAUCAUUCAGCAGAAGCUUGAGUAACUUCAAGCAAUAAAAAAUUGAAUGGAAGGAUGAUUGUUCUUCAAACUAGAAAGAUUCAGAUUAGAAUACUAUUAAAAGCAUUUUAAAGAAGAAAUCAGCAAACAGAAAUUUAAAAUAAUCACUAUACAAAAGAGGAUAGAGUUUAAAGUAAAAAUCAAAUUUUGUUGAAGUGGAUGACACCGAAUCUCAAAAUACAAGUAAGAUGUAAAAGAAAAAAGUAAAAUUUGAUCCAAAAAUCUUUAGAUAAAAAAAUACUCAUUUUUUUUAAUGA
Paramecium octaurelia is the source of this 729-nucleotide messenger RNA. Lineage: Eukaryota; Ciliophora; Oligohymenophorea; Peniculida; Parameciidae. The record is from the annotation of a GenBank genome assembly.